This is a messenger RNA of Oppia nitens, 968 nucleotides long. RefSeq names its product acanthoscurrin-2-like. The record is from RefSeq and is a predicted model, not a curated record. Bases 108 to 872 code for a protein of 254 amino acids. NCBI's taxonomy places the organism in Eukaryota, Metazoa, Arthropoda, Arachnida, Sarcoptiformes, Oppiidae. The transcript has 6 exons.
AUAUAUAAUAAUAACUGUCAAGUCAAGUGAUUGUUUGCAUUUAUACAAGAAUUAUAUAAUAGUUAUUAUUUGAAUUUUUUAAUUUGAAACACUUAGUUAAAGUAAUAAUGAGAUACCUAAUAACAUUGACACUAUUAUCAAUAAUAAUUGUUCAACAAAUUGCCACUUCAUUUGCAACGGGAUAUGGCGGCGGAUGGGGUGGUGGUGGCGGUGGAGGCGGAGGAGGAGGAGGUGGCGGUUGGGUUGGAGGAGGUGGUGGCGGCGGAUGUACAACAUGUGGUGAUGAAGGAGGCUAUGAAGUGGUAAAAAUAAUUAAGAAAAAGAGAAUUAUAAAACCGGUUAAAACGAUUUACGUUGAAAGUGGAGGUUAUGGUGGAGACGGCGGAGGAGGCAGUUAUGGUCACGGAGGCGGUGGUGGUUAUGGUCACGGAGGCGGUGGAGGUUAUGGGGGCGGUGGUUGUGGUGGCGGCCCUUGUGGUGGUAGUAGUGGCGGAUAUGGAGGCGGCGGUCACUCCAAAAAGAUUAUCAUAAAAAUUGGUGGCGGAGGCAUUGUACACAAAGCUAUAAAUAAAAUAAAAAAUUUACUUCAUGGGGGCGGUGGCGGUCACUACGGUGGUGGAGGAUGUGGUGGUGGGGCUUGUGGUGGAUAUAGACAAGGAGGUGGUGGUGGAUAUGGCGGAGGAGGACAUAGUGGUAGUGGUGGCGGUUUUCAUAAAAGUUUCAGCGCUUCUGGAUCUAUAAGUGUGUCGGGUUAUGGCAGUGGUGGACAUAGAGGUGGAAAUGGAUGGAGUGGUGGCAGCGGUGGAUACGGUGGAGGGGGUGGCGGAUGUAAUAGUGGUUUAUGUGGUGACGGCGGCUAUGAAAAGAAAUAGCAAACAUUACUCUACUAAUAGUGUUUAUUUUGGAYUUAAUUUUUCAAUUUAUAACAUUUACAAUAUAAUACAGUAUUUAAUGUGAUUACUGUAGUU